ACCUGUGACUAUAUAUAGCAUUCAUUUGCAUAUUCACGAGUUUUCUUAUCUUGUCGUCGUCGUCAUAGCUCUGAUUCGUUCACCACCUCGCUGACCUAUGACGUCCGGCAUUCAUUUUGCAUAUUCAUGGGUUUUUCAUGCCUUCACUAAGGUCACGGGAUUUGGAUGAGCCAAUCAACAUAUAUCUACGAUUCAUUAACCUCGCCGACCUAUGACGUCAUGCAUUCAUUUGCAUAUUAAUGAGUUUCAUGCAUAUCAAUGACCCAUAUGUUAAAUCAACACCGAUCUACAGCAAUCUACACCGAUCUGCAUUAUUUAUUGAUUGUCACUAGUCAUGGUUGGUAAAGUAUGAAUGGAUGGUUGACAAUGACACGUGAGGAAUCACGAUAAUAUCUCCAUGUUGAAUUGCCGGCCCCUACGAAACUUGAGGCAGAUAGCAUCACGUGACAUUAUACAAGCCUGCACGGUAACAUGCACACCUCGGAAUGCACCUAGCUGAUUGCUUAACAAUGACGUAGCUAUUUGAAACAGGACAGUAUAUAAGAGCUGACAGUCACCCUUAAUUCGUGGUGUUUUAUUCAGAGAGGGGUUUGCAGCUAACGUUGUUUCGACCAGGCUCUGUGGUAGGCAGGACAGAGACAACGGCGAGUGGUGACAUACGAACCAGGGAUCUGUUCAAACUCCGGGGCAAUGUCUGAAGCUAGGGGGGCGCACCACGUCGCACCGUCUGGCUUCGAGCCAAACAAACAAUUAGAGUACAGUUCUCAGCAUAUGAAUGACCAAAAUACAUGUCUUUCAGAGAAAGGUAGAAAAGGAAAGAUGAAACAUGCCAACCAGUCUUUACAAUCUGACCAAAAGCCAGACAGCUGUAAGAUGCGUCUCUGUAAUCGUCCUCAAAUCGAUAUACUGCGCAUUGUACAAAUCGGGCACAAUAGAAACACAAUUUCCUUUAUUCAAAAGAAAGACUCCAAUGCUAGCCUUAGCAAUACAACUAUUGUACAACUCGGGCACAACAACAUUGUAUAUAUAUACUUAGAUGACAAACUCCCCACGAACAUACUGCUAGGAGACACGGUCGUCGUGUACGUCCCCCCUGGGUGUGACGGCAGGCCCCGGGUGUUUGUCUGCGAACAGAGAGGACCUGACAACCAGAUCGUCACCCACUGUCGCCACAAGUCGCCACGGAUCUUUGAACGACAGACAUUCGGAAACUUCCGGUCACGAUACUGUCACAUGAUCAGAUCUGUCCUGCUGCCAACUGCUUCCGGCUCCAGAAAGAAAGCUGCGGACCGUCACAAGCCGUUGACUCCCGGGGACUGCGAUGUCGUGACCAUCAAGCAUAGCGGCUGGAUGGCGACUCACAAGAAGAAGAUUGAAACCUCAUAGUAGGAAAUACCCGCUUCUUCAUCCCAUCGGGGUCAAGGACACCAGAAAACCGUGAACCCUGUGUGGCUUCUCUUAUCAGAAAUAGAGAUAUAUUCACAGACCCUUUCGAAAAAAACGCAUAUUCCAGUUAGGGAUACCUUGUAAGCCAUAUUGGCUCAAGUCUAAGACAUUUUUACAUUCCCUAGGC
Messenger RNA from Haliotis rubra (blacklip abalone), 1573 nucleotides. RefSeq lists its product as uncharacterized. The record is from RefSeq and is a predicted model, not a curated record. The coding region runs from base 691 to 1386 and encodes 231 amino acids. NCBI's taxonomy places the organism in Eukaryota, Metazoa, Mollusca, Gastropoda, Lepetellida, Haliotidae. The transcript has 3 exons.